Messenger RNA from Loxodonta africana (African savanna elephant), 5657 nucleotides. RefSeq names its product copine 2 (gene CPNE2). Bases 3654 to 5339 code for a protein of 561 amino acids. The record is from RefSeq and is a predicted model, not a curated record. Gene Ontology annotation, cellular component: plasma membrane. Lineage: Eukaryota; Metazoa; Chordata; Mammalia; Proboscidea; Elephantidae. Gene Ontology annotation, biological process: cellular response to calcium ion. Gene Ontology annotation, molecular function: calcium-dependent phospholipid binding. The transcript is spliced from 17 exons.
UACGGACCCUCUUGCCUCUCUCAAGAAGCCUGGAGGGCGUCUGGAAGGUAGCGUCCCCGCUGCCACCGCAGCUGCUGACAGCCUGAGGUCGGGGGCUUCAGGCAGGCGCCGGCCCCUCUCUGCGCCCCCUACCCUCGUUCGGUACUCCCCUCACCCUUGUUUCAGGGAAUGUCCAAAGGCCAGCUCCUAGCCCGAUAACGGAAAGCAGAGAGGGGGAGUGGAGCUGGGAAGCUUCCCAGAAGUCGAUGUGUGUUUGCAAACUAGUUUUUUUUUUUGCGCAAAAGCUGUCUGGCACCUGUGUGUUUAGAAAUGGGUGGGCAUGGCGAAAGAGCAAGGCCCUUUCUUUCUGUUCCCGCAGCGCUGCUGGUCUGAAAUAGAGCGAUCUCACUCUCACCCUCCCUUCUCUUCCCACCUCAUCCACUGCCUCGGGCCCCCUCCCCCAAUUCGGCAAGCUCUUCUUUGGAGGAGGGGCUCCCUUAGACAGGCGCCUUAAUUUGUCCAAGGUCAAGUCACAGGUGGAACUCGAACCAGCUCUGGUAGCCAGCUGGGGGUUCAUUUUGCUGUCUGUGCCUCACUUGGCCUCUUGUGUACUGGAGAAAGUGACAAAGAUAAGGGGUCUGGGAGAAUGAGCCGCCCUUUGUUUUGGCUGCCCUUAGUUUCGGCUUGCUUAGGGGUGUGGACUGUCACUGAGGGUGGAAGCUUGUUCUGCCCUUUGGGGCAUCCACAGCUUCAGUGACAGAGGCCAGGGAGACCUUUAUAAGAAGGAAAACAGGCAUUUUUUCCCCGGUUGUAACCUUCCUGGGCAGUUGCAGCCUCCCUGUGGGGGGCCGUGAUGGGGAACCUCCCUUGGGAGACCUCGCCCACCUCUGACACCAGGGGUCUGACCCAGCCUCUGUCUGAUCCUCAGGGUCAUCAUCUGUAAAAUGAGCUACUCCCUCAGGGCCUGCCUGCCUGGGAGCUGGACACAAAAACAUAAAGGAGUGAUUUUAUUGCAAAUCCCCUGGCAUGGGGCCUAGUGAAAGAGGGGACUGCCCCAGGUGGGUGAUGUAGUCUGCUGGGGUGGGAGAGGUCAUCCAGGCAGGUUUCUCCAUGGGAAGAACCAGGGGCUAAGGCUGUGGACACCUGGGGACACUUGGGUCUCUCCACACUCUGCCACUUCCUGCCUGCCAUGCCUUGCCACCCCAUGGGCUUGAGCUUUUUCCAUCUGUAAAUUGAGGCAAACCAUUGCACAAUCCAGCUUGCAGGGCUGCUGGGAGGCUCAAACCAGUGGGUGGGGGCAGGCAUUCUGCAAAGUGGGGUGUCUCCUGUGGUAUUUCAAGGGAUCCCCCAAAAGGCCAUGAAAAUUAAAAGCAGUGGCAUGAGUGAAGGCCAGGGAUAGAAGCUCGGUUUCUACAUCUGUACAAUAGUGUUAACAAUACUCUGUGUACCGUGCUAAAUCUUUUAGGGUCAUUGUAUAUUUCUUUAAAGGUAGUUGGGAGGAUUAAAUUAACUAACGAAGGGCUGUGUGCCAGCACCAUGCCUGGUACAUGAUAAAAAAAAAACCAAAAAAACAUGAUAAGCGCUCAGUAAAUGUUAACCAUCAUUAUUCAUGGGAAUAUUAGUAAGCCCGACGGGGGUAACUGCAUUCAGAAUUCCUUCUGGGAUUUUCUCAGGGCAACCUGCUCCUCCCUUCCUGCUUCCUUUCUGGAGAGAGAAGCCUCAGAAUGCAAACACCACUGACUCUGGCCCGUUGGUGACUUCUGGGCUGCUCUAGGGGCAGGAGCCUGGUGGAAAAGUUUACCACACCCAGGUGUGGAGAACACCAUGGGUGGCAGGUCGGGUCUGGGUGCUCCCAUCCCUCCACCUUGAGCUGGGCAAUAAGGAGUGAACAGAAAACAAAGAUCACCCUCUAAUGAUUCCCCUGCUCCUAUCAGAGCUGGGACUAUUCUCUCCAGGCAGGGUCCCAUCCUGAGCAGACCCCUAGCCCAGGGCCUGAUGGAGCUCCCCCUUCCUCUCCCCUCCGCUAACUCUGGGACUGCUGAGUCAGGAGGAAAACAUUUCAGGAAUCCAGCCCCCCCUUGGAGAAUGUGGCCUCAGAAAGGCGGCAGGAUUCCUUUGCCGGAUUUCUGCACCCCCCGCCUCCCCCCCACCCAGUGCACAAUGUGGGCUCCAUGGGAUCUUGGGGAUGAUUGUGUCCCAUCCAUCACUAUCCAGAUGGGGGAAUACAAGAUCCUAAGGGGAGUGUGGCUUCCUGAGACCGCAUAGCGCGAGAGGACUGAGCUGGGAUCAGAGGCAUCUCCAAGCUCCCAGCUCUGUGUCCUCUCCCCUUGUGCCAGAGCCUUGCUGUUCUGUAUCCUGGAGGCUUUCUCCACUUGUCUGUCCACACCUUCUUCCUCCGGGGUUUGAGAUGAGAUUUAGUGUUAAACCCGUUGCCAUCAAGUUGAUUCCAACUCAUAGUGACGCUAUAGGACAGAGUAGAACUGCCCCAUAGAGUUUCCAAGGAGCACCUGGUAGAUUCGAACUGCCGACCUUUUGGUUAGCAGCCGUAGCACUUAACUACUACGCCACCAGGGUUUCUAGACUUAUUGUUAGGUGUGAUCAAGUGAAUUUCUAUUCACAGCGACCCCAUGUGACAGAGUAAAAGGACCCCCAUAGGCUGUAAUCUUCUCCUGCAGAGCCGCUGGGUGGGUUUGAACCAUCCUUUUGGUUAGCAUCCAAGGGCUUAACAUUGCACCACCAGGGCUCCUGAGAUGAGACUAGCUGAGGCUUAGUUUUUCUCGGAGCACUUGACACUCUUUAAAAUCAUCUUGUUUAUUCAUUUGUGUUUCUGCUUGUUAUCUCCUCCACACCCCCACAAGAGUGUCAGCUCUACAAAAGAGCGAGAACAGUGUUCUCUUGUUCAGGGCUGUAUCUCCAGCACUUUAAACUGCCUUGUAAGAUGAAUGACUGAAUCCGCCCCUUGUUGUAGCCACCUGUUAAGUGGGUCAGUAAUGGUGGGUGAUGGAGCUGGAAGAAUUAUGAACUCAUCCUCUCGGGAUCCCUGUCUCAGCACGCUGAGUGUUGGGGACCGUCAGAGGACAGUGGGCCUGUUGAGUGAGAAGGGACACAUCCUGGCCUGGGAGACAGGGAAAGGUGUGUGUCUGAAAGGAGGGACUUACCUGGCACUGAAGGACCGGGGUGGGGGUAGGGGAGGUAGCAGAGAUGGCAGCUGGCAUCCUAGACGGGGAGUCAUCUGCAGACAUCACCUGCCCACCCACAGGAGUGAAGGGUGCUGGGAAGAAUCGCUCAUUUCUUGUGUGGUCUGGGCCUCUUCACCUCUCUGACCUCAUCUAGGAAACGGGAACCUAAGGACAGGAACACCCCCUACUGCUUUCUUCAUGGGUUUCUCAAGGCUGCAGUGAAAGGGGCUGUAAAGUGAAGAGGCCUGGGCACGGAUAUAAUUCUUGCAACUGUGACUUUGGGUCCCGUCUUCCAGGAGGGCUUCCCUCGUCAUGUAACCACCCAUUGGGUCAAUCAACAAAUGGCUGUUGGGCAGCUCCUCUGUGCCAGGGACCGACCGUGUUGUCUGCUGGGGCGACAACCCUGAUCCAGACAAACGCCCCGUGCUCAGGGGCUCUGAGCACACUGGAAGGCAGAGAGACUGCCUGGAAUUGCUGCUGCCACCGCCGUCCCCCAUGGCCUACGUACCAGGUGGGGGUGCCCCAGUAGCAGGGGCAGUCCCUGUGGGUUCCCAGUAUUGUGUGUGCAAGGUGGAGCUGUCCGUGAGUGGCCAGAACCUGCUGGACCGGGAUGUCACCUCCAAGUCAGACCCUUUCUGUGUCCUCUUUAUGGAGAAUGAUGGCAGGUGGAUGGAGUACGACAGGACAGAAACGGCGGUCAACAACCUCAACCCCGCGUUCUCCAAGAAGUUCAUCCUCGACUACCACUUUGAGGAGGUGCAGAAGCUCAAGUUUGCCCUGUUUGACCAGGACAAGUCCAGCAUGCAGCUGGACGAGCAUGACUUUCUGGGCCAGUUCUCCUGUAGCCUGGGCACGAUCGUCUCCAGCAAGAAGGUGACGCGGCCUCUGCAGCUGCUGAACAACAAGCCUGCAGGGAAGGGCUUGAUCACGAUUGCUGCCCAGGAGCUGUCAGACAACCGGGUCAUCACACUGAGUCUGGCCGGCAGGAAGCUGGACAAGAAGGACCUCUUUGGGAAAUCAGACCCAUUUCUCGAGUUUUGUAAGCUGGGAGAUGAUGGCAAGUGGAUGCUUGUCCACAGGACUGAGGUGAUCAAGUACACACUGGACCCUGUGUGGAAACCCUUCACCGUGCCGCUGGUAUCCCUGUGUGAUGGGGACACGGAGAAGCCCAUCCGGGUCAUGUGCUACGACUAUGACAACGAUGGGGGCCACGACUUCAUCGGCGAGUUCCAGACCUCGGUGUCACAGAUGUGUGAGGCUCGUGACGGUGUCCCGCUGGAGUUUGAGUGUAUCAACCCCAAGAAGCAGAGAAAGAAGAAGAACUAUAAAAACUCGGGCAUCGUAAUCCUGCGUUCCUGCAAGAUAAACCGGGAGUACUCCUUUCUGGACUACAUCCUGGGAGGCUGCCAGCUCAUGUUUACCGUUGGGAUAGACUUCACAGCCUCUAAUGGGAACCCCCUUGACCCUUCCUCUUUGCACUAUAUCAACCCCAUGGGCACCAACGAGUACUUAUCAGCCAUCUGGGCUGUUGGACAGAUCAUUCAGGACUACGACAGUGAUAAGAUGUUUCCAGCUCUGGGGUUCGGAGCCCAGUUACCUCCAGACUGGAAGGUCUCCCAUGAGUUUGCCAUCAACUUCAACCCCACCAACCCCUUCUGCUCAGGCGUGGAUGGCAUCGCCCAAGCAUAUUCAGCUUGCCUGCCCCACAUCCGCUUCUAUGGUCCCACCAAUUUCUCUCCCAUUGUCAACCACGUGGCCCGGUUUGCAGCCCAGGCCACGCAGCAGCAGACGGCCACGGUCCCUCGGCAGCCAGCUUCUCAGAAACAAGCUAGGGGGCAGUACUUCAUCCUCCUCAUCAUCACGGAUGGUGUCAUCAGCGACAUGGAGGAGACGCGGCAUGCCGUGGUGCAGGCUUCCAAGCUGCCCAUGUCCAUCAUCAUUGUGGGCGUGGGCAACGCCGACUUCGCGGCCAUGGAGUUCCUGGACGGGGACAGCCACAGGCUGCGCUCCCACACGGGUGAGGAGGCAGCCCGUGAUAUCGUGCAGUUUGUGCCCUUUCGCGAGUUCCGCAACGCGGCAAAAGAGACCUUGGCCAAAGCCGUGCUGGCGGAGCUGCCCCAACAGGUAGUGCAGUAUUUCAAUUAUAAAAACCUGCCCCCCACCAACUCGGAGCUUCCCUGAGCGCCAGCCUGCGCCCAGCAGCAGCAUGCCGCCUGAGCCACCCUCCCUCCCCAGGAACAUGCACGCUCACCCUGCUUCCUCGUGGGUGGCCUUUUUUACCAAUCGACGUUUUUAUUUUUUACAACUGGACCUCCGCUCCCCCUCCCCCACAUCCCCCCAUCCUCUGUUGGAGUCACUGAUGAUGCUUCUGGGCCAGACUGGCUUCCUCUCUUCUCCCCGCCUGCCACUCUUAAGUAUUGAAUGUACUUUGUAUAAUUUUAGUGGAAUUAUUAUUGUUAUUAAAGAGAAUAAAGUUUUUACAAUCAUAACUGGCUUUUU